CUUUACAUUUCUCAAGCUUGAGUUACCCCGGAAAAAAUUCGGAAUAAAAAUGGGGAAGCUUACGCUUGUAGCAGGUUUGGGCUUGGUGCUCUGCCAUGUUGCUUUCUCCAUGGAAAUGGGCUGCUACUUCACCAACUGGUCCCAGUACAGACCUGGAAUUGGAAAGUACACACCUGCAAAUGUCGACCCUUUCCUUUGUACACACCUUUUCUAUGCAUUCGCAAUGAUCAACCAUGCCAACGAGCUUAUCACAUAUGAGUGGAACGAUGAGACUCUUUACAAGGCUUUCAAUGAACUCAAAAACAGAAAUCCCCAUCUUGUAACUCUCUUGGCUGUUGGUGGAUGGAACUUUGGUUCAUCACAGUUCUCCAUCAUGGUGUCCACUGCAGAAAACCGUCAAAAGUUCAUUCAGUCUUCCAUCAAAUUCCUGAGAACUUAUGGAUUUGAUGGUAUGGACUUGGACUGGGAAUAUCCUGGAUCAAGAGGAAGUCCCCCUGAAGACAAACAAAGAUUCACAUUGCUGUGCAAGGAACUUAUUGAGGCCUAUGAGGCAGAGGGCAUAGCUACUGGCAAACGCAGACUGGUGCUGUCUGCUGCUGUAGCAGCUGGUAAAGGCACAAUUGAUGCUGGAUAUGAGAUUGCUGAGGUUGCCAAGUACCUGGACUUCAUCAAUAUUAUGACUUAUGACUUCCAUGGAACUUGGGAAAGAUUCACAGGACACAACAGCCCCCUGUACCAAGGCUCAAAGGAUGACGGAGAACUGAUUUACUUCAAUACCGAUUUCGCUAUGCGCUACUGGAGGGACAACGGUACCCCUGUGGAGAAACUCAGAAUGGGUUUCGCAACAUAUGGUCGCACAUUCCGUCUGACAUCUACAGAUACUGAAGUUGGAGCCCCAGCUAGUGGACCGGCUGCAGCUGGAACCUACACUCGUGAGGCUGGAUUCUGGUCUUACUAUGAGAUCUGUGGCUUCCUAGAAGGAACAACAAUCCAGUGGAUUGAUGAUCAGAAGGUGCCCUAUGCCACAAAGAACAGCGAGUGGGUUGGAUUUGACACCAAGGAGAGCUUUGAAACUAAGGUCCGUUAUUUGAAAGACAUGAAAUUUGGUGGAGCUUUCGUGUGGGCGCUUGAUCUGGAUGACUUUGCUGGACAGUUCUGUAAUCAGGGGAAUCAUCCUCUCAUGGGCCAUCUGCGCAAUCUUCUGGAUAUCGAAUUGCCUCCUCUGCCUCCAACCACCACCCUCAAACCUGGACAAACAACCACAAAAACCACCACAACUACCACCACCACCACUCACGCUCCAGGACCAGGAUUCUGUAACGGAAAGCCAGAUGGACUCUAUCCUCACCCUGAAGACCCCAACAAAUAUUAUAACUGUGCAGCAGGCAAUACUUACAUGGAUAAUUGUGGCCCAGGCACCGUGUUUGAUAAUAGCUGUAAAUGCUGUGGCUGGCCUUAAAACUAAGGGAUCAUUAAUGUGAAAAAACAUUUACGAACAGUGAAACAGGACACUGCAAAUAUGCUUAAGCACACAAAUGAAUCCAAACUAUUUCAUAUAAAGGAAAUUUGUGUAGACUGAACAUAAUUCCUUGUACUGUAUCUUUCCAUUUGAGUGUAUUUUAUUAGUGUAUAAUGCUUGUUUUUGUUGCCUCUUUUUUAAUACCUCAAUCUGUAAAUCUGUGUGAGUAACAGUGCACUUUAAAGAAAAAAAUUAAACCUCAUAUGAAUAAACAACAUGCAACCAGCAAAA
Molecule: messenger RNA, 1750 nt
Organism: Megalobrama amblycephala (Wuchang bream)
Lineage: Eukaryota; Metazoa; Chordata; Actinopteri; Cypriniformes; Xenocyprididae
Product: acidic mammalian chitinase-like
Exons: 12
Coding region: 50-1459 (469 amino acids)
Biological process (GO): chitin catabolic process; carbohydrate metabolic process
Cellular component (GO): extracellular region
Molecular function (GO): chitinase activity; chitin binding
Source: RefSeq, a predicted model, not a curated record